AUGGCCGCGGCCCGCACGGCGGUCGGCUUGGUGAGAGCGAAUCUAUUCAUCACCAUCAAUCGCAUCAUUCUCGGCUCGUUCAGCAACAUCGCGAUCAGCAUCGGUACGUGCUACUUUCUCGCCCCGGCCGGCCCAGUCCAGGCGGCGAUCCGCCUGACGCAGCGCAACAACCAUGGCAACAUCUCGGAACUGUUGGACAAUUUGCUCCGCGGCUACGACAACAGCAUCCGGCCCGAUUUUGGCGGACCACCGGCGGUGAUCGAGGUGGAUAUCAUGGUACGCAGCAUGGGCCCCAUCUCCGAGGUGGAUAUGACCUACUCGAUGGACUGCUACUUCCGGCAGUCAUGGGUCGACCGGCGGCUAGCAUUCAGCGGUGCCCAGGACACGCUGGCCCUCAGCAUUUCGAUGCUCGGGCGCAUCUGGAAGCCGGAUACGUACUUCUACAACGGCAAGCAGAGCUACCUGCACACCAUCACGACGCCAAACAAGUUCGUGCGCCUCUACCAGGACGGCCGUGUGCUCUACUCUAGCCGGCUCACCAUUAAGGCCGGCUGCCCGAUGAACCUAGAGGACUUCCCGAUGGACACGCAGCGCUGCCCGCUGAAGUUUGGAUCGUUUGGCUACACCACGAACGAUGUCCUGUACCGGUGGAACAGUGGCCGGUCGGCUGUGGCCAUCGCCGAGGACAUGAAGCUGUCGCAGUUCGAUCUGGUCGACUGCCCGGCCGGAAACGUGACCGAUCGGGUGGUCCACAACACGGCCAGCGCCGGUGCUACCGUCCUAAACGGGGCCAGCAACGCCGAUCUGGAGCUGGGCCUCGUCCUCGACGGCGGAACGGGCCGAGCGACGGCCACCGGCGGCGGAAGCGGAAAUUCCAACGGGAAGCUUUACGUGUCGGAAUACUCGAUGCUGCUGGUGAGCUUCCAUCUGCAGCGGCACAUGGGCAACUUCCUGAUACAAGUGUACGGACCGUGCGUGCUGCUCGUCGUCCUGUCCUGGGUGUCCUUCUGGUUGAACCGCGAAGCGACGGCCGAUCGCGUAUCGCUCGGCAUCACCACCGUCCUGACGAUGACGUUCCUCGGGCUGGAGGCACGGACGGACCUGCCGAAAGUUCCUUAUCCGACGGCGCUCGACUUUUUCGUGUUUCUGUCGUUCGCGUUCAUCUUCGCGACGAUCAUCCAGUUCGCGAUCGUGCACUACUUCACCAAGUACGGCUCGGGCGAGUGCUACUUCAGCGUGGAGGAGCUCACGUCGAGCUCGGAUGAGGAGGAUAGCGACGACCGGGACACCAGGGCGCCCAAUCCGAACGGGAAACGCUGCUCGACCAUAACCUCAAUCAGUGGCACCGGUGCCGAUUCCCGCUACGUCGAGGUGAUCCCACUGUCCGUCUGUUCGUUUUCGACGGUGCGCAAAAGUCCCAAACCGUCCUGGACGGACGUGUCCUGUUUCGGGGGCAGCCCCGGGGAAGAUGAUCCCGUCACCAUGACUACCUCGUCGGCCAGUGGUGGUGGUGGUGGCGGGGUGCCCACUACAUCGCACCGUGCCCAGCACAUCACCAUCGAUCCGACGAUACCAACGACGCUGGCCGGCGGGACCCCGAACGUGCACAGGACCCGCCGGCGAAGGAAACGGGAGCCACGGUUCAACUCGGUGUCCAAAAUCGAUCGUGCCUCGCGCAUCUUCUUCCCACUGCUGUUCCUGGCCAUCAACGUGUUCUACUGGUCUCUGUACUUGUCGCGCAGCGAGCGGCUGCCGCAGCAGCACCACAAGACCGGAUAG
Messenger RNA from Anopheles bellator, 1779 nucleotides. Its product is annotated as gamma-aminobutyric acid receptor alpha-like. NCBI's taxonomy places the organism in Eukaryota, Metazoa, Arthropoda, Insecta, Diptera, Culicidae. Gene Ontology annotation, molecular function: neurotransmitter receptor activity; GABA-A receptor activity; extracellular ligand-gated monoatomic ion channel activity. Gene Ontology annotation, biological process: monoatomic ion transmembrane transport; nervous system process; chemical synaptic transmission. Bases 1 to 1779 code for a protein of 592 amino acids. Gene Ontology annotation, cellular component: membrane; synapse; neuron projection. The record is from RefSeq and is a predicted model, not a curated record. The transcript is spliced from 8 exons.